AUGGCUACCCCAAGUGUCCUUACCUUUGAUGCUGAGGGUCGUGCUGUUGACUUUGAGGUCUGGGUCGAUGACCUCCAGCUGUUCCUCCAGUGCGAUAGGGCAAAUGGACUCUCUUUGUUCGAUCUCACCUCUGGUGUCUCUCCUACCCCACCUGCUACUGCUGACAGCACUGUUCGCUCACAGUGGGCCACACACGAUGCUGCUGCCCGCCUUGCUGUGCGUCGCCACUUACCGCCCACUGAGCGUGCGCACUUUAGCCAGUACAAGAGUGCUCAGACCUUGGACCACUUCCUCUCAGUUUGCCCCACCACACUCACCGUUGACCUCCUCGAGGAGCGCCUCCUAGCAGCAGAGAAGAGCAUAGUCGCUGUAGGAGCCUCUCGUGGUGACCCUCGCACCCCCGUCUUUGAGGGGUGUUCCCCCUCCCCCCUCUUGCCCUCUGUUGCCUCUGCUGCUGCGGCCAACCUCGUUGGUUUCGAGUCGGUCGGCGCUGCGUCUGCCAAUAGUGGGAGACGCCGCACCGGCAAGGGCAAGGGGGGCAAGGGCGCUGGAGGGGCUGGUGGGGGUGGUGGAGGUGGUGGUGGAGGCAGUGGAGGAGGUGGGGGUGGUAGUGGGAGUGGUGGCGGGGGUGGAGGUGUCGGUGGCAGCAGUGGAGGCGGUGGAGGCGGCGGUGGUGGCGGAGGGAGCGGAGGCAGCGGAGGUGGCGGAGGCGGCGGAGGUGGCGGAGGCGCCGGAGGUGGCGGAGACGGCGGCGGGGGCGGUGGAGCUGGUCGCGGCUCUACGCAGAGGAGUGGCUCCGGUGGUGGUCCGCGCCAGCAGCAGCAGCGCGCUCGUGAGACCCCGUCCCCUCAGCAGCUUCGUGAGUGGGCUGGGGUUGCUAUCUUUGAUCUUGACUAUGAUGCUUUUCUUGCUGCCAUGUAUGCUGUGUCUACUAGUGAUGAGGGUGACUGUUACCUGUGUGUUCCGCCUGACCCGCGCAUUGAGGCUGCUGCUCUAGGUGCUGGUGAGGCUGCUGCUCUAGGUGCUAGUGCGUCUUCUGCCCCAGGUGCUGGUGAGUCUGCUCUCUCAGGUACCACGUCGGCUCAGGCCUUACACACCUUCACCCUUGACUCGGGUGCUUCCCGCUCUUUCUUUCGAGACCGCACCACGCUUACGCCGCUUAGUCGGCCGGUUGCGGUCUCCCUGGCGGACCCCUCUGGGGGUCGUGUCCUUGCUAGCUUCUCCACUGUCUUACCGUGCCUGGCAGCCCCCUCCGGCACCCUGUCAGGCCUCUACCUCCCCUCGUUCUCUACGAACUUGGUGUGUCCCAGGUAG
Molecule: messenger RNA, 1314 nt
Organism: Closterium sp. NIES-65
Lineage: Eukaryota; Viridiplantae; Streptophyta; Zygnematophyceae; Desmidiales; Closteriaceae
Source: the annotation of a GenBank genome assembly